Chinchilla lanigera (long-tailed chinchilla) is the source of this 692-nucleotide messenger RNA. Its product is annotated as inositol 1,4,5-trisphosphate receptor type 1-like. The record is from RefSeq and is a predicted model, not a curated record. NCBI's taxonomy places the organism in Eukaryota, Metazoa, Chordata, Mammalia, Rodentia, Chinchillidae. Gene Ontology annotation, biological process: calcium ion transport. Bases 210 to 692 code for a protein of 160 amino acids. The transcript is spliced from 4 exons.
GUCCCUCCGCUCUGGUGUGCUUCUGCAGUGAGGAGAACACCCCACUGGACUUGGACGAUCAUGGUGGUAGAACCUUCCUCCGCGUCUUGCUCCACCUGACAAUGCACGAUUAUCCGCCCCUGGUGUCCGGGGCCCUGCAGCUCCUCUUUCGGCACUUCAGUCAGAGGCAGGAGGUCCUCUAAGCCUUCAAACAGGUUCAACUGCUGGUUAUGAGCCAAGAUGUGGAUAACUACAAACAGAUCAAACAAGACUUAGAUCAACUGCGGUCCAUUGUGGAAAAGUCUGAGCUCUGGGUCUAUAAAGGCCAGGGCCCGGAUGAGAUCACAGAUGGUGCAUCUGGUGAAAAUGAGCAUAAGAAAACUGAGGAGGGGAAUAACAAGUCACAAAAGCAUGAAAGUACCAGCAGCUAUAACUACAGAGUGGUAAAAGAGAUUUUGAUUCGACUUAGCAAACUAUGUGUUCAAGAGAGUGCUUCUGUGAGGAAGAGCCGGAAGCAGCAGCAGCGACUGCUACGGAACAUGGGUGCACAUGCUGUGGUGCUAGAGCUGCUGCAGAUUCCCUAUGAGAAAGUGAGUUUCCCCUGCCCAAGAACACUGCUCCCAAAGGUCAGCCAGGUCCCUCGGUUUCCCCAAAGCCCUCGCACUUUGAUAUUAUUGGUGAAGGUGUGUAACCGAUGUGAUUAUUGUGACUAA